Messenger RNA from Patiria miniata (bat star), 7384 nucleotides. RefSeq names its product deleted in malignant brain tumors 1 protein-like. The transcript is spliced from 14 exons. The record is from RefSeq and is a predicted model, not a curated record. Lineage: Eukaryota; Metazoa; Echinodermata; Asteroidea; Valvatida; Asterinidae. Gene Ontology annotation, cellular component: membrane. Bases 1140 to 4556 code for a protein of 1138 amino acids.
UUCAAAGCCAGUUCCUUGGCCACGGCCUGGGCCUGCAAGGACCACCAUCUGGCCAAUGGCUUGCUGGCCGCCCAGUGCAAGGAGUUCAGCCUGGUGGAGGUGCUGAAGGCCAUCACGCUGCAAGGACCACCAUCUGGCCAAUGGCUUGCUGGCCGCCCAGUGCAAGGAGUUCAGCCUGGUUGAGGUGCUGAAGGCCAUCACGCUGCAAGGACCACCAUCUGGUCAAUGGCUUGCUGGCCGCCCAGUGCAAGGAGUUCAGCCUGGUGGAGGUGCUGAAGGCCAUCACGCUGCAAGGACCACCAUCUGGUCAAUGGCUUGCUGGCCGCCCAGUGCAAGGAGUUCAGCCUGGUUGAGGUGCUGAAGGCCAUCACGCUGCAAGGACCACCAUCUGGCCAAUGGCUUGCUGGCUGCCCAGCGCAAGGAGUUCAGCCUGGUUGAGGUGCUGAAGGCCAUCACGCUGCAAGGACCACCAUCUGGCCAAUGGCUUGCUGGCCGCCCAGCGCAAGGAGUUCAGCCUGGUGGAGGUGCUGAAGGCCAUCACGCUGCAAGGACCACCAUCUGGUCAAUGGCUUGCUGGCCACCCAGCGCAAGGAGUUCAGCCUGGUGGAGGUGCUGAAGGCCAUCACGCUGCAAGGACCACCAUCUGGCCAAUGGCUUGCUGGCCACCCAGUGCAAGGAGUUCAUUCUGGUGGAGGUGCUGAAGGCCAUCAUGCUGCAGCAUGGACUUGGGUCGCAAGAUGAGCAAGUGGGAGAAAAGACUCAAGUGACCACAAGCCGAACGUCAUCAAACCAACGGGGAUGUCCGUUUAGCUGAUGGACUCUACCCAUAUCAAGGGCGUGUGGAGAUCUUCAACGGAGAAUGGGGCACAGUCUGUGAUGACUCUUGGGAUAUCCAAGACGCUACCGUCGUCUGCCGUCAACUGGGCUACCCAGGUGCUGAGAGGGCUGUAUCUGCAGCUGCCGAGUUCUCUAUUGGAGAUGGGCCCAUUUUCCUAGACGAUUUGUCUUGCCUAGGAGGCGAGCCAAAUCUAGCACAGUGUGGGCACCGAGGAUGGGCAAACCAUAAUUGUGAACAUGACGAAGAUGCAGGUGUGAUAUGCUCCAACCAUACUCCAGUCUCAGAUGGCAGUGUUCGAUUGAUGAACGGGAGUUCGUCUGCAGAGGGACGUGUUGAGGUCUACUUCCAAGGGGAGUGGGGGACCGUCUGCGAUGACUUAUUCGAUAUCCAAGAUGCUACCGUCAUUUGUCACCAACUCGGUUUCCCAUCUGCACUGAGAGCUGUAUCUGCUGCCACUGAAUUUUCCAUGGGCAGUGGAGCAAUUCUCCUUGACGAUCUCGAGUGCUCAGGAGAUGAAAGUACACUGGCAGAUUGUUCCCAUGCAAGAUGGAGUAACUGUGAACACUCAGAAGAUGUAGGAGUCGUCUGUUCUACAUCAGCAACUGCUGCGCCAGAGGUUUCAGGGAUACCAGAUGGCAGGGUUCGCUUAGUUGAUGGAAGCUCAUCUUCUGAGGGACGUGUUGAGGUCUUCUAUCAGGGUAACUGGGGAACUGUCUGUGAUGAUGCUUUUGAUAUCCAAGAUGCUACUGUCAUCUGUCAUCAGCUUGGUUUUCCAUCGGCAGUGGGAGUUGUAUCUGCUUUUUCUGAAUUUGCCAUCGGCAGUGGACCAAUUCUCCUGGACAAUCUCGGAUGUUACGGAGAUGAAAGUACUCUGGCAGAUUGUUCCCACACAGGAUGGACUGCACAUGACUGUAGCCACUUGGAAGAUGUAGGGGUCAUCUGUUCUACAUCAGCAACUGUGACCGAGGGCUCAGAAAUGCCAGAUGGCAGUGUUCGAUUGGUUGAUGGCAACUCUCCGUCUGAAGGGCGUGUGGAGGUCUACUACCGAGGCCAGUGGGGGACCGUCUGCGAUGACUUGUGGGAUAUCCAGGAUGCCACUGUAGUCUGUCGUCAACUGGGCUUCCCAAGUGCUUUGAGAGCUGUGUCAGCUGAAGACGAAUUCACCAUUGGUGAUGGUCCAAUUUUCUUUGAUGACGUUGAAUGUGUAGGAGAUGAAGCUACACUAGCGGACUGUCGUCACCUUGACUGGGAUAACUGCGCCCACUCAGAAGAUGCUGGAGUCUUCUGUGUACCCCUGGUCAUGGCUACAGAAGGCCCUGAUGUAUUUGAAGAUGGCAGUGUUCGAUUGGUUGGUGGAGACUCGUCACAUGAAGGGCGUGUUGAGGUCUACUACCGAGGCCAGUGGGGGACUGUCUGUGAUGACUUGUGGGAUAUCGAUGAUGCCACUGUAGUCUGUCGUCAACUGGGCUUCCCAAGUGCCAUCAGAGCCUUGUCUGCUGCUGAUGAAUUCCCCGUUGGUGAAGGGCCCAUCUUCCUGGAUGAUGUUGAGUGUUCUGGAGAUGAAAGUACAUUGGCUGAUUGUUCUCAUCGAGGUUGGAAUGAUAACAACUGCGGCCACUCAGAAGAUGCUGGAGUCAUCUGCUCUACAACAACUGCAGACCCAGAGAUUGCAGGGAUUCCAGAUGGCAGUGUGCGCUUAGUUGAUGGAAGCUCAUCUUCUGAGGGACGUGUGGAGGUCUUCUAUCAGGGUAACUGGGGAACUGUCUGUGAUGAUGCUUUUGAUAUCCAAGAUGCUACUGUCAUCUGUCAUCAGCUUGGUUUUCCAUCUGCAGUUGGAGUUGUAUCUGCUGUUACUAAAUUUGCCAUGGGUAGUGGACCAAUUCUCCUGGACAAUCUCGGGUGCUACGGAGAAGAAAGUACUCUGGCAGAUUGUUCCCAUGCAGGAUGGACUGUGCAUAACUGUGAACACUCGGAAGAUGUAGGAGUCAUCUGUUCUUCAUCAGCAUCUGCUGCGCCAGAGGUUUCAGGGGUACCAGAUGGGAGUGUGCGUCUGGAGGGGGGUAGCUCCGCCCAUGAAGGGCGUGUGGAAGUCUACUACAGAGGCUCAUGGGGCACCGUCUGUGAUGACUCAUGGGAUAUCAACGCUGCAUCAGUUGUCUGCCGGCAACUGGGCUUCACGUCAGCCGAAGCUGCACUGAAUUCACAGGAAGCCGGAUUUGGAAUGGGAGAGAGACGGAUACUACUGGACGAGGUGGAAUGCUCGGGUGAGGAGAGCAAUUUGUACGAGUGCCGCUACAAAGAGGACCACAACUGCAAUCAUUCUGAAGACGCUGGCGUUGUAUGCAUCGUGCCGACAUCUACACAAGGCAGCAUUGUCUCAGAUAAUUUGCCUGCAGAAUAUGGUGCGUUACGUCUGGCUGGAGGAACAGCGCCCUCAAACGGGCGUCUGGAGGUGCACUAUAGGGGCCAAUGGGGAACAGUCUGCAAUGACCAGUGGGACCUCCAAAAUGCUCAGGUCGUCUGUCGUCAGUUGGGCUUUGGCUCGGCGGAUCCGGUCCUGUACCAGUCCAAGUAUGCCGGGGGGCAGGGCCCCAUCCUGAUGAAUGAGGUGAGCUGCACUGGUACCGAGACAUCCCUUAUAAGUUGCCCAAGGCGGCACUGGAAGCAGCACAACUGCACCCAUGAUGAUGAUGUCGGAGUGGUGUGCCAAAGACCUGGUUCUGUACGUCUUGUUAGCCUUGGUAAUUCACCUGACUCUGAGGGGCGACUGGAGAUGUUUGUGGAUGGCGAGUGGCUGCCGGUGUGCAACCCAGGAUGGGAUAUGACUGGGGCCAAUAUGGUCUGCAGGCAGCUUGGAUUCAGCUCUGCCAUUAACACUAACAUCGCUGGAGUUAACAGCAAUGGGCAAGGAUCAAGCAUUAUUAAUCGGGUCUCUUGUACUGGAUCCGAGGUGCAGCUCAAGGACUGCAAAGUGGAGGUUGUACAGGGAAGUAGUUGUCAUGACGCCAGCGCUGGCAGUGAUGUCAUUGUGCAGUGCCUGAAGCACAGAUCUGAUGGUGACGUCAAGCUGGCUGGCAGUGAGCCGUUGUUCAAGGGGGAGGUGCAGAUCCUUCUAGAGGGAGUGUGGGGUGCCGUCUGUGACACUGAUUGGCAGCUGAGUGACGGGGAGGUUGUCUGCCGUCAACUGGGCUACUCUGGUGCCAAAUCAGUCUACCAGAGCCAAAACCCACGUGAUUUCGGGAAUGAGGACAGUGCCUUUCCCACACUGAGGCAACCUAUGUGCUCUGGGAUGGAGAGCAAAAUCAUGUCUUGUAAAAACAGUGGGUGGAGUCAAGACGACAAGUGUGAAAAGGGGCGGUCGGGAGUUGAGUGCAACCAGCAAAAGGGCCUACUUAUCUCAACCAAACAGGGGCAAGGCCUGGCAAAUGGACUCAUGAUCACAGUGAUUGCCAUUCCUGCUGCUUCAGUCCUCUUCAUUAUUGUCAUCAUCAUCCUCAUCAUAAAGGUCAGGGGUCAGAGGACGAGGACCCAGUCUCACCAGAUGACUAUCUCGCCCUCCCAGCCCCCUUGCCAGUGCUCCAAGGAUCGGCCUGACAACGCCAGUGAUGACAAUUGUUAUGCUGCUGUGGGCGGGCCGAUGGGUGGGCCAAUGGCAGAGUCCACCAUCGACAUGUUCAAUCCAGUCUAUGAGACCUCGCUUAAUUGGCCCCGCCUUUGAAUCCGGUCUCGUCAGAGUUUCCCCUGACCUGGCUUGACCCCCUGCGAGGGGUGCUGUGAUCACAUACUAAAAUAUACAUUCACGCAUGUUCUGUGUCGUCUAGUCAGAUAGUUUGGGUCUGUUGUAAAGUACAUUAUAUAUAAUACCUGUUCUUUCAGAAUGCAGUCAUGGCAGUGAUCCUUUGUACGAAACAAUAUAUUAUCAGUACUGAUCAAACUGUAGCGUUAAUAGAAUGGGAAAGGGUUCCUUCUAAAUUGCUCCGCCAUUCUGGAUAAAAAGGUCUUGGAAUUAUAGGGCUAAAUCUUCAGUUUAUUUCUCAAGAAAAUAUCUGAAAAUUGUAAUGAAAUAUCAAGAGGAUUUGGCCCUUAUUCUAAUUUUCAUAAGUUAAUUAUAAACUUGGAUUGUCUAUCGCUACAGCUGCUGUAUUAGAAAUAGCUCCAAUUCUUGUUUGAUGUGAAUGACUGUCUAAUGCCUAAAAUAUUAUAUUGUUUGUUUAAUGAGGAUCAUAAUCAUAACACUGUUAACAUAUUGCAGCAUCUCCUUGAUAUAAUUAUAAUGUUUGCUUUGCUUUGAAGCAGAAUUGUGAAUGCUAGUGUUCAAUAUCAGUUACAGUACUUCAAAUAAUACUAGAAAUGUGCACUGAUAUAGUGCACGUCAUAGGACUGUGACAUCUAACAUUACAUUCAUACAUGUAUUUGCAAAGAACGUUUUGGUAUGUAGGACACUACUGUAUACAAUGCAUUUUUUUGUUGCAUGACCAGUAUCAUACAUGUCAUAUCAGUACAUUUUGUCAGUCGUACCACAAAGUGACGAAUCGUGUGCACAAAGUCAAUAGACGAUACGUCACUUCGUGAUGCACCCCACGAUUUAUAGGAAACUUGUACGACCAGCUCAAUUUCUUUUCAUGUUAUGUUCUGAGAUUUCCUUCAACAGUUAAGAACAUUCGUUCUUGGGCAGUGCAUUUGGUUCUCUCCAUGCUGUCUGUAGAUAUUGCCUCGUGUGACUUGGCCCUGAGACUGAACAAUGUCACGGCCUUCAAAUAAAUCUUUGAAUACGUUUAAUACCUUUUUUGCCUGAUAUCAAUUGACGGGGCAACGUUCAUGAAUUAAACUUUGUAGUGGUUAAAAGCCUUAGAGUACCGACUCAAAUGGAAAAGUAAGGUAAUGACACUGCAUAAAAAUUGGCUGCUAAUUUGACAGAUUCGGCCAGGAAAACCUACAUUUAAUGAAGAUAUUGUUCUAGGUUGUGGCUCUAAUGUUUUCUUGAUUUUUAACUUCACAUUGUAGCACUUCAACCUCUUCAACUGCAGUAUCACAUUAUUUUGGCCCAGUUUUUCUGUUGGAUUUGGUGAUCAACAUUGCAUGAUGUAGGCUGUAAUUAUGAAUUUUUGUUCAAAGACCAAGAACGCAGUUAUUAAAAUGCAUAAUUUGUCACAUUUUGAUCUCUAUUUAGUAGGCUUAAAUAAACAAAUGUGAAUAGAAGGGCUUGAGAAAUUUAUCAUGUUACAUUUGUGUAUCGUUACUGCAACAAUAAUAUACAUGUACCAGUGAUCGGCCAUCUUGUAUCCCUCAAAGUGCAAGUUGUUAAUGUAUGGUGAUGUCUCCACUUUGUUUUCAAAGGUCUAAACAAAAUUACUCCUUUGUACAUAUGACAAAUCUUUUCACACCACUUGCACCUAUUCGUGAAACAAGACAAUCAACUAAAAUGACGUUGAAUAUGUCCCUUUCGCAAAAAAGGAAUGCUAUGCCACACAUUUGUCUGUUAGUGGUACUGUGCAUGGUGAGAAUAUAUCGAAUAAUUUAUAUGAACUGAGGACUAUAGAUUCCUUAUUUAGGUACAUUCAAAUGAAACUAGCCAUCAGUUUAUUUUUCAGCCAAUAACAAACUGGUACAAAAUGCUCUGAUCUACAGGUUAUGUACUUGGUUGCCAUAGUAUUACUUUGGGAGAACUGAGAUCCGGAAUUUCCCUGUGUUUUUCCCCCAAAUUGUUUUUGCUGGGUUUUAGCCCAAAUCGUGCCUUGUACUUGAAUGUUUAAUAUGAACUUGUGUUGUGUAUAUCUUUAUUUCUGAAAUAGGGCCUAUUUCUGAAAUACUUGUAUUUUUAAAUAUUAAUGUUUGUUGUAUGUUUCACCAAUGCACUUUUCCUAUGAACUGAACAUUACUUAAUCAUUUGUAAUUAUAUGCAGGGCCCUGGCCAAUUAGUGUAUGUAAUAGAUCGUGGCGAAAGCAGUGGUCUAUAACAUUUGAGCAGCUUUGCUUAUUAUUUAUUAAAAGAUUUUGACCAAUCAGCGAGCGCUUUCUAUAUCGGGUCUUUGGUCAUUCACCCAUUGUCACAUCAUCAUAGACAUAGACAAAUCAUUAUUAUUAUUAUUUACACGAUACGCGCCCGGCUGUUGUAUUACAAAACACUGCAUUCAAAUUGACCAAUCAAAUGCUGUCCUAAUUUGGGAAUCAAAUGACGUCACGAUUUAGUAAAGUUGACUCUGAUUGGCUGAGGCGCGAGAUCGCAUCUGCAUGCCUUUACAUAUCAGAAGUCAAUAUACAGGAGGCUUGGCUCCCUGGCUAGGAGAUAAUAUACUAGGCCCCAAUGGAAACCAGCUUUUUAAACUGUUUGGGCAUAUGCACUGGAUAAAGAAAUCAACCAAGUAAAGAAAUAUAAAUGAAUAAACAAAAAGCCUUGGCUGAUUAGAUAAUUUAUGUUUAAUAGUGUUGAAAGAAGCCAAAAAUAUCUGGUUAUAAACAAUUUGUGUUUUGUUUUUCUCUCAUGUGCCGUAUUAUGUUGAUUAAAUUGAGCUUUUUUUAAAGAAACUCAAAACUCAUCCAAUUAAA